AUGUCUGCCGACCCAACUGCACCGUCAGCUGUCGACCUGGAUGAUGAGCCGUAUGAUUCGGCCGAGGAUGAAGAUUUUCAGCUCGACGCGGCGCAAGACGGAUCUGAGCUGUCCUCGUCCGACGAUGAACCUGCCGAACCCGCGAAGAAGAAGCGCAAGACUGAGAAGCAGGAUGAGAUCACUGCAGAAGACCUAGACUCUGGCGACGAAGCUACGAUUCAGAAGGCACGGGACAGGCUGAAUAAGAAAAAGAAGACGAAGAAGCAGGGCAAGGGGAAAACUGCUGCCAAUGAUGAAGAUGUUGAUUUCGACGAAGAUGAAGGGGGAACCGGAGGCUUUGUGCGGACACGCGCGAUGAAAAAGCAUAUACGGGAGGAGGAGGAGGAGCGCAAACCGUUGGCCCGAAUUGACGGCGCGACCGUGGAUGUCGACGCCCUGUGGGCGCAGAUGAACGCUCCCGACAGUCAUAUGGGCUUGCAGCCGCCCCAGACCGAGCUCGACGACGACAUGACCCCAGACGAACCCGAGCACGCCACCGAUACGAACAGGCAGAACCAGGCUGCCCCAGAGCCGGAGGAUAGCGCGCGCCAUGGCCAGCACGGCGAGCAGAUGAUCAAGAUCAAGCGCACGUACAAGUUUGCGGGUGAGAUGAUCACUGAGGAGAAACUCGUGCCCAAGGACUCUGCCGAAGCCCAGGCGUUCCAAUCCAGCGGCGAAACCGUGGAGUUCGCGGAGGUGGAAAAUGCCAAUGGCGCAGUCAGUGCUCGCAACUUGCGCCGGCCGCUCCGCAAGGUCUCGCGGUUUGACCCUAACCCAACCGGGUUGAUCAAAAAGAGCUGGGAGAAGCAGGCUGCUGCAGAGCUUGCGACGGACGCAACCGGGCCCAAGAUCAACACCGUGGAGAAAUCCAGACUCGAUUGGGCCCAGUAUGUGGAUCAGGCGGGGAUCAAGGACGAAUUGCGAACACACAGCAAGGCCAAGGAGGGCUAUAUGGGCCGUAUGGACUUCCUGGGACGUGUGGAUGCCAAGAGGGACGAAGAAGCUCGACAGGCCCGUCUCAAGGGCAUUUGA
Molecule: messenger RNA, 1071 nt
Organism: Penicillium canariense
Lineage: Eukaryota; Fungi; Ascomycota; Eurotiomycetes; Eurotiales; Aspergillaceae
Gene: swc5
Product: putative Swr1p complex component (Swc5)
Exons: 2
Coding region: 1-1071 (356 amino acids)
Source: RefSeq, a predicted model, not a curated record